AUGGCCUCACAGCCAGACACUACCAACAUAUCUCAACAUGUCCUGGAGCGCGCGCAUUCCCCCGACCACGCUGCCACCAUUCUCCGCGAAAAGGUCAAGCAACGACCCCUCCUCCUGCGCCCAUCCGCACCAGACCCGACACUGAAUGCCCGCUCCAAACGCCAGUACGACCGGCAUCAAAAGGCGAAAGCCUCUCGAAAGAGCAACAAGCCAAAGCCGUUGAACGCCAAACAGAAGCGCGCCCUCUGCAUCUUCGACAUCCCAAAAUCGCAACGCAAAUACUCCAUCUACGAGCCCCUCCACACCCUUUGGUGCAGCUACAUUCGCGAGAUACUCGGCAUCACAGCUGGUCGUGCAUACAUCGACGGCAACUCUGCAGGUCCUCUGCUCGUCUCUGCCGACUACCAUGGUGCGCUUGUUGAGGUCGUGAGGAGUCGAUGUCCGAGCAGGGUUGGGUUGAAGGGAGUUGUGGUGAGGGAUACCAAGUUCACGUUUGAUGUCAUCACGGAGAAGGAUCAGAUAAAGACUGUGCCGAAGGAGCAUACGGUGUUCAGGCUGGAGGUGCCGUUCGAAGAGGAAGGGAAGAAGCCCGUGGGUUUUGAGGUAUAUGGAAGUCACUUCGAGACGAGGGCACCCGAUCGGGCGAACAAGAAGUUCAGGCCGCAUUAUGAUGUGGAUCUGUGA
This is a messenger RNA of Fulvia fulva, 684 nucleotides long. RefSeq names its product Ribonuclease P protein subunit p29. Gene Ontology annotation, molecular function: ribonuclease P RNA binding. Bases 1 to 684 code for a protein of 227 amino acids. The transcript has a single exon. Lineage: Eukaryota; Fungi; Ascomycota; Dothideomycetes; Mycosphaerellales; Mycosphaerellaceae. Gene Ontology annotation, cellular component: ribonuclease P complex; ribonuclease MRP complex. The record is from RefSeq and is a predicted model, not a curated record. Gene Ontology annotation, biological process: rRNA processing; tRNA 5'-leader removal.